UUUUGGCCGCAAAUGCCGCCAAAGGAUCACACCUUUGACACAGGUUUACUUCCGCUGAAUCCUCUUGUGGCUACCUACAUGACUUACCGUUUCGAAACACAACACGCGCAAGGUAUUAGGCUACAUAUUAAAACAGGCUAUUUCUGCUAUUUGACUAAACCAGCUGUAUGUAGUGUCGGCAAAACAGGAUGAAAAUUCCACAAGUACCUUCACGUGUAACAAUUCUCUAUGCAUCUCGACUUUACUGAUGUUAAUGCCUCAACUUCAUAAACCUCUGCUUUAAAAACUGGUUGUCCAUAAGGUAUUGGCUAAUCGCAUGCAAUGUGCUAUCGUCUAUGGGCUGUUCUCACAGCCAUUACGCUAAAAGAAUGAAGUUCCACUACACCAAAAACACCAAAAACUAAACAAGAUGUAGACAAAGCAGGAGGUAAGAAAUAUCGACCAACACCGAAGUCGGCCGUGAAUGCCGAUGCCGAAACGCCAGCGCUUAAAUAGCCCCUAUAACCAAGAGCGCUUCGACUCCCCAGCGCUCCUCAACGUUGAGUGACGUCAGAGCUCUCCUGGCAGCCUGUAAGCCGGAGCGGAUCCGCUACAAAGAUUCACAACCAAGGAGAGGACAGCGAGAAAGGGUUUCAAGUACCUGGCACGUAACUGUACACAAAACAGGAUUAUUUUCAGUUGUCACCGAGGAAGAGUUGUCUGUCCUACCCCGGGAGCUGGGGGUAACCGUGCACGACUCCCCCGCAAUGGAUAGGGUCAUAACUUGUUUCUUUGCUGCGGUCAGUUUGUUGAUCUCAGUAAGAGGACAAGUAUUUAAAGGCGACUGUGACUUUGAGAACUCCUACACGGCAUGCGGGUACAGCCAAGGCAAAGAGGAUGACCUAGACUGGGAGCAACUCAACACCGUGGAGAAGCCCUCCACUGACCCCUGGAUACCCACAGGUUCGGCCUUCAUGAUGGUGAACACGUCCGACCGCUACGCGGGGCAGCGAGCCCAGCUUCUCACCCCCCAGCUGAAGGAAAACGACACGCACUGCAUCCUCUUCAAGUACAUGGUGUCUGGCCGGGAGGGGGCCAACCCGGGCCACCUCAACAUCUACAUCAAGGAGAACAACAGUCCGAUGGGCGUCCCGGUGUGGAACGCUUCUGGGACCGCCACUCGAACCUGGGGUCAGAUAGAGCUGGCCGUCAGCACCUUCUGGCCAAACUUCUAUCAGAUCGUGUUUGAAGUGGUGACCUCAGGACAACGAGGCCUGUUAGCCAUCAAGGAUGUGGUACUCCAAGGCCACCAGUGCAUGAAUACGCCACACUUUCUUCAGAUAAAGGGUGUUGAGGUCAAUGCUGGACAAACUGCUACUUUCCACUGCACAGUGAAUGGACACCACAGAGACAACUUCAACCUGUGGUUACAGGGAAUUGGAGGCCGGGAGGCUCCCAUGAAAGCCACCAAACCCUGGAACAACCGGCGGUUCAUCGGGACGUUCGACGUGGAGAACACGACCAAGGCCGACUCCGGUCACUACCGCUGCAUCGUGCACACGGGACGCGGCAUCGGGGUGUCCAACUACGCCCAGCUGACCAUAAAACAACCCCCGGUCCCGAUUGCACCGCCGCAGCUCACUGCAGUGGGUGCUACCUACCUCUGGAUCCAGCUCAACGCCAACUCCAUCAACGGGGAUGGGCCCAUCAUCGAGAGGGAGGUGGAGUACCGCAUGGUCUCUGGGCCCAUGUACGACCUGCAGGCAGUGGACAAGACCACCCACAAGAUCGGCCACCUGGACCCUGACACCGAGUACGAGAUCAGCGUCCUGCUCACCCGCCCUCUGGAGGGAGGCACCGGGGCCCCGGGGCCCCCCCUCCGAGCCCGGACAAAGUGCGCUGAACCUAUGCAUGGGCCCCAGAAGUUGGAGGUGGUGGACAUCCAGUCCAAGCAGAUCACCGUGCGCUGGGAGCCCUUCGGCUACAACGUGACCCGUUGCCAUAGCUACAACCUAACGGCGCAGUACCGGUACCGGGCCGGGGCCAAGGAGGAGAUCCGGGAGGAGGUGUGCUACGACACCACAAGCCCCGCCCCCCAGCACACCAUCCGAAACCUGGCCCCCUACACCAACCUGAGUGUCCGGCUGGUCCUGCGCAAUCCGGAGGGCGUCAAGGAGAGCGUGGAGAUCCAGGUGCAGACCGACGAGGACGUGCCGGGGGCGGUACCUCUCGAGUCCAUCCAGGGGAGUACUUACGAAGAAAAGAUCGGCCUCAAGUGGCGGGAGCCCGUGCAAACGUACGGCAUCAUCACACUGUAUGAGAUCUCAUACAAGGCUGUGAGCUCCUUCGACCCAGAACUGGACCUGUCCAAUCAAAGUGGGAAGGUGUUCAAGCACAGCAAUGAGACAUCCCAUGUGUUCCUGGGGCUGGUCCCAGGAUCAACCUAUUCCUUCACUAUCAGAGCCAGUACUGCUAAGGGGUAUGGGCCUCCAGUCAUUACCCAGUUUACCACUAAAAUUUCAGCUCCCUCCAUGCCCGGCUAUGAUCAGGAGACCCCUCUGAAUCAGACUGACAGCACGGUGACAGUGCUGCUGAAACCAGCCCAGAGCAGGGGGGCGCCCGUCAGUGUGUACCAGGUGGUGGUCAUGUGUGGGGAAGAGCGCCCGUCGGCGGAGGGCCGAGAGAUCCUGCGCUGCUACCCCGUGCCCAUCCACUUCCAGAACGCCACCCUGCUCAACUCCCAGUACUACUUCACCGCCGAGUUCCCGGCCGCGGGCAUCCAGGCGCCCCAGCCCUUCAGCAUCGGGGACAACAAGACCUACAGCGGCUACUGGAACGCCCCGCUCCUGCCCCACAAGAGCUACAGCGUCUACUACCAGGCUGUCAGCACAGCCAACGGGGAAACCAAAAUUGACUGCGUCCGAGUUGCCACCAAAGCCGCCAUAAUCGUCACUCAGCUCACAACUCCCUACAUACGCAUCGCCCCGGCGGCUGGCGAAAACCAACUAACAGGGGCAGUGACUCGGAAGCCAGACGCAGUCGAACCGGAGAAACAGACUGACCACACCGUGAAGAUUGCCGGGGUCAUUGCUGGAAUCCUGCUCUUCGUCAUCAUCUUCCUUGGCGUGGUGCUGGUCAUGAAGAAAAGAAGAACCUAUCACUCCUACACAUACUACCUGAAACUUGCGAAAAAGCGCAAGGAGACGCUGAGCAGCACUCGACAGGAGAUGACGGUGAUGGUGAACUCGAUGGACAAGAGCUACACGGAGCAGGGCACUAACUGUGACGAGGCCUUCUCCUUCAUGGACACACACAACCCCAACAGCAGGCCGGUGUCCUCACCAACAUCGUUCACAAUGAAGGCGAACACUCUAAGCACCACUGUACCCAACUCCUAUUACCCAGACCCAUUUGUGCCCACUGCUAUCCUAGAUGAGAGCCAGACCAUGGCGAGCGACACCAGCAGCCUGGUGCAGUCGCACACCCACUCCUACAAGAAGAGGGAGGCGGUGGUGGACGUGCCGUACCAGACGGGCCAGCUGCACCCCGCCAUCCGCGUGGCCGACCUGCUCCAGCACAUCACCCAGAUGAAGUGCGCCGAGGGCUACGGCUUCAAAGAGGAGUACGAGAGCUUUUUUGAAGGACAGUCCGCGCCCUGGGAUUCCGCAAAGAAAGAUGAGAACCGGAUGAAGAACCGAUAUGGGAACAUUAUCGCAUAUGAUCAUUCCCGUGUCAGGCUGCAGGCCUUGGAUGGGGAGCAGAGCUCGGAUUACAUUAAUGCCAAUUACAUCGAUGGCUACCACAGGCCUAACCACUACAUUGCAACUCAAGGGCCCAUGCAGGAGACUGUCUUUGACUUCUGGAGGAUGGUGUGGCAGGAGAACACAGCCACCAUCGUCAUGGUGACCAACCUGGUGGAGGUGGGAAGGGUGAAGUGCUGUAAGUACUGGCCAGACGACACAGAGAUCUACAGGGACAUGAAGGUGACUCUCAUCGAGACUCAGCUGCUCUCUGAGUACGUCAUCCGGACCUUCGCCGUGGAAAAGAGGGGGGCCCAUGAGAUCCGGGAGAUCCGGCAGUUCCAUUUCACCGGCUGGCCGGACCACGGUGUGCCUUACCAUGCCUCGGGGCUGCUGGGAUUCAUUAGGAGGGUCAAGGCCAAGAACCCUGCCAACGCCGGGCCCAUGGUCAUACACUGCAGUGCUGGGGCGGGACGGACCGGCUGCUUCAUCGUGAUUGACAUCAUGCUGGACAUGGCAGAGAGGGAGGGCGUGGUCGACAUCUACAACUGCGUGCGAGAGCUGCGGUCACGGCGAGUCAACAUGGUCCAGACUGAGGAGCAGUAUGUCUUCAUCCACGACGCCAUCCUGGAGGCCUGCCUCUGUGGAGAUACCACUAUUCCCGCCAACCAGAUUCGGUCCGUCUACUACGACAUGAACCGCCUCGACCCUCAGACCAACUCCACCCAGAUCAAAGAGGAAUUCCGGACACUGAACAUGGUGACCCCCACUCUGAGGGUGGAGGACUGCAGCAUCGCCCUGCUUCCCCGAAACCACGAGAAGAACCGCUGCAUGGACGUGCUCCCCCCCGACCGCUGCCUGCCCUUCCUCAUCACCAUCGACGGCGAGAGCAGCAACUACAUCAACGCCGCGCUCAUGGAUAGCUACAAGCAGCCAUCUGCGUUCAUAGUUACCCAGCAUCCUUUGCCAAACACAGUCAAAGAUUUCUGGAGGCUGGUGUUGGACUACCACUGCACCUCCAUAGUGAUGCUGAAUGACGUGGACCCGGCCCAGCUGUGUCCUCAGUACUGGCCUGAAAACGGGGUCCACCGCCACGGCCCCAUCCAGGUGGAGUUUGUGUCAGCUGACCUGGAGGAGGACAUCAUAAGUAGGAUAUUCCGCAUAUACAACGCGGCACGGCCGCAGGACGGGUACCGCAUGGUGCAGCAGUUCCAGUUCCUGGGCUGGCCCAUGUACCGGGACACGCCCGUGUCCAAGCGCUCCUUCCUCAAGCUCAUCCGGCAGGUGGAGAAGUGGCAGGAGGAGUACGACGGAGGGGAGGGCCGGACUGUGGUGCACUGUCUAAAUGGAGGGGGGCGUAGCGGAACAUUCUGUGCCAUCAGCAUCGUGUGUGAGAUGCUCCGACACCAGCGAUCAGUGGAUGUGUUCCACGCCGUCAAAACGCUGCGAAACAACAAACCCAACAUGGUGGACUUACUGGAUCAGUACAAGUUCUGCUAUGAAGUCGCACUGGAAUACUUGAAUACUGGUUAACCUGCCUUGAAGCUCCGCCCUGUUCCCUUGUACCACACCUGGACAGCGAAGCAAUCUUAGAACGUUAGUGGAGAACGAGGGAACGUAUUCGGGCAGGCGAACGGACAGUGGCCUCGCCCGUCUCAGCUGGCCCGGGAUUCCCUGGCCUGUAUGUACAGCGAGAAUCGGUCAAAAUCACACGUCUGUACCUGUGUUUACCAGUUCCCAUCCAUCCAAGCUUGCUGGACAAACCGCCAGAGCACAGUGCUAUAUUUACAUGUCUCUUGACCUGUUCUUAUAUUUUUUUAAUCUCCUCUUACCCCUGAUCCUUGGAUGUUGCCUUCAAAUUCAGUGGACAAUUAUUUUUAUUUUUUUUCAUUUGUAUUUUUCUUUUUUUUUUUGUGGGGAAUGCAAUGUUGUGUAAACGUGUAACUGCUCAUUUUUAAACCUGUAAUUAUAUUUGUUGAUGCAAAGUUGUACAACGUAGCUGCAGUUACCUGGCAUUUUUAACUUUCGAGACUUUGAAUCCUAAGUGUUUUGCUUUGUUGUGCUGUUACUGGAAUUGUCAUUGUAUCAGAGGAAACAUUGACACGAUACACACAAGUUUAUGUUACGUCAUAGUCAAAGGACCCAAAGCUUUUGUUAUGGUUUGUUUAUAUUGUAAAUAUUUUUUUCCAGAUUAUUUAUUCAUUCAGAGUACAUUUUUUGUGAAGCACAGUGAGUGACAAUCAUGUGUUUUGGGUUUAUUAAUUUUAUUGACCAGAGGAUAUUGUUAGGCUUUCUCUUGUAUGGAAUAAUAACUCAAAUUUAGAAAUACAUAUAUCUCUGCCA
Molecule: messenger RNA, 6062 nt
Organism: Anguilla rostrata (American eel)
Lineage: Eukaryota; Metazoa; Chordata; Actinopteri; Anguilliformes; Anguillidae
Product: receptor-type tyrosine-protein phosphatase mu-like
Exons: 35
Coding region: 747-5252 (1501 amino acids)
Biological process (GO): protein dephosphorylation
Cellular component (GO): membrane
Molecular function (GO): protein binding; protein tyrosine phosphatase activity
Source: RefSeq, a predicted model, not a curated record